UCCCCUUGAAUUUUUGCAACACUGCUCAUGAGGCCAGUCACGCUCUACCCUCGAUUGAGGUGUGGUAUAUGUCAAUUGAAAGCACAGCCUCGGAGGAGCUUUACAACCUCGCCGCUACUCCGUGAGCUCGACCUCGCAUAUGACUACUACUCCCCACCGACCGAGGAGGAGGCCAAUCGCAAUGCUCCAAUUCUCUUCUUACACGGCUUGUUUGGCUCUAAGAAGAACAACAGGAGCAUGAGUAAAGUGCUUGCGCGAGACUUGAAGAGACCUGUAUAUGCACUCGACCUCAGAAACCAUGGUGACUCGCCUCACCACCCGCUGCACACCUACUCUGCCCUCGCCUCCGAUGUCGAACAUUUCAUUCGCACGCACUCUCUCACCAACAGCACCUUAAUCGGGCAUUCCAUGGGCGCAAAAACCGCCAUGGCCGUCGCCCUUCGCUCGUCUGAUCUUGUUGCAAAUCUGAUUUCUGUCGAUAACGCACCCGUGGAUGCAACACUAAAAUCUUACUUCCAUCAGUACGUGCGCGGCAUGCAACGCAUCGAGGCCAUUGGCGUGACGUCGCAGAAAGAGGCCGACGCGAUACUGGCCGAGUACGAGAAAAAUGAGGCUAUAAGGUUGUUCCUCUUGACAAAUCUAGUGCGCACGAAAGGGGAGAGAGAGAUGCGAUUUCGUGUACCUCUUAAGAUCCUCGCUGGAGCACUGGACGAGCUUGGCAGCUUUCCGUUUGUAGAUCCGGAUAAGGUGCGGUAUGAGAAACCUGCGCUGUUUGUGCGGGGAACAAAGAGUCACUAUAUUCCGGACGACGUAAUUCCCAUUGUCGGCCGAUUCUUUCCUAAAUUCAGCCUGGCGGAUGUUGAGGCUGGUCAUUGGGUAAUUUCAGAAAACCCAGAGCCGUUCAAGGAGGCUGUAGAAGAGUUCUUGCUGGACGCGGAUGAGAAAGAUUGAAGAUCGGAAUAAUCUGAGCCGUCAUUUCAGCGCAAUAUCUCAAUACCUGUGUGAAUGUAAAGAUGUGUAAUGAAUGCAUAUACUUUUCCAUCGAUUUCCAAUGAGAUUUGGGCCAAUCUAGAGACUAGGCCGCAAGGACAAGUACAAGCAGCAUUUGGCGCUUUCUAUCUAUUUAGAACUAUGCCCAUCUGCAAAUGAGUAAAACGUCGCGAUCAUAACAAUAUUAGUUUGCGCAUAUACACCAGCAAUCCAAAGUCUUCAGAG
This is a messenger RNA of Pseudovirgaria hyperparasitica, 1215 nucleotides long. Its product is annotated as alpha beta hydrolase fold family. NCBI's taxonomy places the organism in Eukaryota, Fungi, Ascomycota, Dothideomycetes, Acrospermales, Acrospermaceae. Gene Ontology annotation, cellular component: mitochondrion. The coding region runs from base 28 to 951 and encodes 307 amino acids. The transcript has 3 exons. The record is from RefSeq and is a predicted model, not a curated record.